AUGAUGAUGAUGAUGAAAUCCAAGGCGGCGUUGCUAUCUUCAACAGAAGCAGCAGCAGCAGCAGCUAUAAUCAACAAUUCGACCACAAAAAAGAAGACAAGUGCAACUUAUAAACUGAUCAUCAACCACCAACGAUCCAAGCCGACUCUGCUCCUCUAUCAUCAAUAUCAGUCUAGGGUGCCUGCUUUAGUUCAUUAUAACCAAUCCCAAUCCCAAUCCUAUCCGCCGGACUUUCCUACCCAUGUGCCUGAACCUGAUAUCAUCCCACCGGAGGUGCCUGAUCCUCCUCAGACACCGAAUAUCCCCGAAUUUGAUCUUCCCCCUUCAGUACCGACGCCGCCAGACUUUCCGGGUCCACCAACUCCGUCGCCACCUGUCCCCGAGGCCCCUACUACUCUGCCUCCACAGGGUCCGCCGGAUGUUCUUCCACCGCAUCCGCCGGAAGUGGGACCUUCGCAUAUUAUAUUCUAA
Impatiens glandulifera is the source of this 471-nucleotide messenger RNA. Its product is annotated as sulfated surface glycoprotein 185. The coding region runs from base 1 to 471 and encodes 156 amino acids. NCBI's taxonomy places the organism in Eukaryota, Viridiplantae, Streptophyta, Magnoliopsida, Ericales, Balsaminaceae. The record is from RefSeq and is a predicted model, not a curated record. The transcript has a single exon.